AUGUCUUACAUCCUAAGCCUUCCGUUCAUGGACCUCAACUCUGCAGCCGAAUCCGUCACGCUCAGUGCGGGGCUGGUGUUUAGUGGUGCGGUCGACCAACAUCACGUUGAAGAGGCGUGCGCCAAAAUUGCAAAGGAAUGGCCCAUCUUGGGAUCAAAAAUUCAGAGAAAUUACCAAACUGGUAAAAUCGAAGCCGUGAUUCCUCAUCCCGAGGAGGCACGAUUGAAAGUUACCUUCCAAGCGACUGAUUCCGAACUGGCCGAACUGGAAAGCCUAUACACAAAAACCAAGUCGAUAUCCACCCAAGUUAUGCGACGAAAUCAAACCCUUUACCGAGAACAUCCACUAAAAACCGUUGAACACUAUCUCGCAACCGGAGAACCCGCAUUCAGUCUACAUGUUGCCUACCUAUCUGAUGCGACGAUAAUCACUUUGACUAUCCUGCAUAUCCUCAUGGACGCAUCUGGGUUUACCGAGUUCGCUAAAGCUUUUAUCCGUGCUCUAAACGAGGAGCCCAUUCCACCCAUCUUGGCUCAUGACCCUUGGUCAAUUCUGCUUCCUCGCGCUCUGGAGUUACCUGACAAUCCUGAUUCAAGCUUUGGCUGGGUGAUCUGGGGCCCUGAGCAAGGUAUUGCACUUCGUAAUGCAGAAAGUAAAGCCUUUGAGGUAGAUGGGCCAUUCGAACAACGGAUCGUCUACUUCCCGGCCUCUGAAAUCGAUCGAUUAAAAAGUGAAGCACUCGCAGGACUUGAACUGGCUGGAACUCCGGUUUCGUUCUUGAGUACCAGCGAUGUGAUUUCUGCUUGGCUGUACAAGCAUACAUUCAUCGAUGAGAACGAACCCGAAGAACAAACUCGCUUCAUCUACGUAGUCGACGCCAGAAAUCGGUUCCCAGAAGCAUUUACCCCGGGUCAUGCAUAUCUACAGAAUGCCUUUUUCAACAUGUCCACUGAACAUUUGACGAGUGUGCAAGUGCGCUCCAAGUCUCUUGGCGAACUAGCCUACUUGAUUCGUAAUUCUGUUCAAAAACAAACCACACCUGGUCAAUUACUCGGUCAACUCAAAUGGAAGCAUGAUCAUGCUGGGCAGACACAGGUUGGGUUCAGUCCCGGAGAAGGCAUGCAAUUCGCAUCGAGCUGGCUGUCGUUUGGUCUGGGAAAUUUGAACAUCGAGAAACAUAUUAAGCCGGGAACUGGCUCUGGCAAGUUUUAG
This is a messenger RNA of Rhizoctonia solani, 1212 nucleotides long. Its product is annotated as Transferase domain-containing protein. The record is from RefSeq and is a predicted model, not a curated record. Lineage: Eukaryota; Fungi; Basidiomycota; Agaricomycetes; Cantharellales; Ceratobasidiaceae. Bases 1 to 1212 code for a protein of 403 amino acids. The transcript is spliced from 7 exons.